AUGAAAGUUAGUGACCUAUAUGAGGUGGGUCUCACCUCAGACUAUCCAACUACGGCCCAUCUGGAGCUUCUAGAGUCUGUGGAGAAUAUGGGUUAUUCCCUUAAACAUCCAAAAGACCCAACCCAUAUGGAAGACACUUGUUCCUCGGGAAAAGGGUCUUCGUCUUCUGAGCUAAAUGAUGUUGCAAUUAGGGAUUUAAAGCUAGCUAGCACAGGCAAAAGGAAGUGGUCUUGCAAGGCUAAACCCCAUACCCUAGCUACAAAUUGGGUAAUCCAAGAGAUUAAGGUGGGUGGUAAGCGACGGGGCGAAAGGUCAAGGUGCUCAACAAAUUUUGAAAAUGACAAUGUUUCUUGCAAGAAGGUUCAGGUAUCACAAUCUACACUUCUCAACUCAUCAUCAUCGAUGAUGAUUUUUGAUUAG
Molecule: messenger RNA, 420 nt
Organism: Ilex paraguariensis (yerba mate)
Lineage: Eukaryota; Viridiplantae; Streptophyta; Magnoliopsida; Aquifoliales; Aquifoliaceae
Source: the annotation of a GenBank genome assembly